GUCUCGCCCUUCUCAUGCAUCCGUUUACGCAUUCCGUUUCUAUUUAUUCAUAAAUUUACACUCUUUCGAGAUUCAAUAGCUAUGAAUUUCGACGAAUUACGGCAAGGAUCGAUGGCGCCGGAGUGUGAGAGUGGGGAAUUGGUUUUGUGCAACGGCGACGCAGCGAAAUCGAAGAAUUUCUGCCGGAAAAGGAUGGAGCCGCGGCGGAUCAAGUCGGCUUCGAGCAGAAAAAGGCGAUCGGAUGUGAAGAAAGAGAUUGAAUCGAUGGAAGGAUCGGUUCUGAUUCGGCACGGUGCGGUGUCGAUUAUCGGCCGGCGGAGGGAGAUGGAGGACGCGGUGGCGGCGGAGGUGGAUUUUUUACAGAAAGGCGGGAGGAGGUACAGUUUUUUCGGAGUUUACGACGGCCACGGUGGGUGGCGCGUGGCGCGUGCUUGCAGCGAGAAUCUGCAUAAGGUGUUGGCGGAGAUCGUGGAGCGAGAUGUUGGUGAUGAGAUAGCGUGGGAGAGAGUGAUGGCGGUGGGGUUUAGGAAGAUGGAUGAGGAAGUGAAUAAGAGCGGGGCGUUAGUCGCGUCGACCGGGUCGACCGCCGUUGUGGCGGUGGUCGAGGAGGAUGAGGUCGUGGUGGCGAACUGUGGCGAUUCGAGGGCCGUGCUUUCGCGCGGCGGUGUUGCCGUACAGAUUUCCGAUGAUCACAAGCCCGAUAGACCGGACGAGCUAGAGAGGAUCGAAGGAUGCGGAGGGAAGGUGAUAAACUGGAACGGUUUAAGAGUUUCGGGAGUGCUGGCAACCUCAAGAGCUAUAGGUGAUGAAUAUCUAAAACCAUAUGUGAUAACGGAUCCGGAGGUAAAGAUUUUGAGUAGGACGAAACUGGAUGAGUUCUUGAUACUCGGGAGCGACGGGCUGUGGGAUGUGAUCUCGAACGAGAUGGCGUGCCAGGUGGCGAGGAGGUGUUUGGAGGGCCGGAUGAGGAGGAGCUCCGGCGCUGGCUACACACGAACGAUGGAGGCUGCUGCCGUUUUGGUUGAGCUGGCGAUGGCUCGGGGCAGCUGCGACAACAUCAGCGCCGUUGUAGUCGAUUUGACCCGCAAUCAAACUCAAACUGCUGCCUAUUCAUGCUAGUGAGAUGUGCACUAAUGGCACCGGAUCUAGGUGGGGUCGGGAGUCGGGUUCACUUGCAUUCUUCGUCUCUUAUUUCUCUGCACUCCUGCGGACCCCACGAGUUUCAUAUCUCGUACAUUCCAACUUGUUGAGCUCUCAUUCAUCAUAAGAGACCACAAAAAGAUUUUGAAGGCCAACAAAAGAUGGACAAAAUAGUUACAUGUGUGAUGUGUAUGUUCUUGGCAUGCGCCUCUCGACUUAAAUUACAAGUCGCUAUUUGGCUGCAUUUGAAAGUAAAUUAUUCGACGUGUCACAAAUAUAGCAGGUUGAUGGAAAUAUAGUUUCUUUCUAGAAAUUACACUCCGUCGAGUAGAAGAUUUUAAUAUGAGUAUGAUAUUUUACAAUAACAUCAUUAUAUUUUGAAUUUUUAUAA
Messenger RNA from Salvia splendens (bonfire salvia), 1531 nucleotides. RefSeq names its product protein phosphatase 2C 51. The record is from RefSeq and is a predicted model, not a curated record. Gene Ontology annotation, biological process: protein dephosphorylation. NCBI's taxonomy places the organism in Eukaryota, Viridiplantae, Streptophyta, Magnoliopsida, Lamiales, Lamiaceae. Gene Ontology annotation, molecular function: cation binding; protein serine/threonine phosphatase activity. The transcript is spliced from 3 exons. The coding region runs from base 82 to 1119 and encodes 345 amino acids.